AACGCGACCAGGAAGUCGACGCCACUGUCGAGGGGAAGAAACGGUUUUGUUUUGGCAAAUAAAACUAGCUUCUCCCCGACAUGACUUUAUCAAAGUUUGGUAAUUUUAUUGCCAAAGCCUUGGUGUAACAUCCCCAUCGUUUGUCCAGGAUGUCUGCGCCCGUAAGAGCCAGCUCAGCGCCAGGUUCAUCGAGGCCAGAGCGAGCACUGGACACCAGAGUAAUGGAACUGGAUUUUCAAGUUCCAGCAGAGAGCAGAAAUACACAGCCUCCCCCUGUCAACAACCAGAUCAUCCCAGAUGAACUGCUGGUCAGCCUUACCUCCACUGUCUGCAACAGGAGCACACUGGGGCACACUGCACACCAUCGGCACUGCAAGGGCUGUGGAAUCAGACGGCCGGAUGCAGUCUGGCAUCACCCGCUUGGACGCAAGAAAUAUAAAUACUUUCUGGAGCAGCCGACAUCCCUGACUGGAGCAGGCAGGGAUAUUUCAUUCCUGUGUGAUGCUGUGGUAACUCAGAGGAGGUCAACACCCCUCCCACCACUGACUGACAGGAGUGGCGUUGGCGACACACAGAACUUGAGUAUCUCAGACAGUCUGAUCCCAGAAGAAUAUCACAUUGUGAAAAACAAAGGGCUGCGGAGCCUUGAGUUCUAUGAGGAUGCGUUCACAGUGAAGCUGCAGGAUGACGAAAAGAAGCUACGGGUCUUUCCUUCACUGAGGCCCAGUGGCAGACUAGAAGUGGUCCAGCUGAUGAGGAUGAUGGACGACAUGCUGGAGAAGGCCGGGGUGGAUCAGCAGCAUGAGGAGCUGACUCAGCUCUCCCAGAUGGAGGGUCUGCUGGAGCUGGUGCAGGUUGAGCAGAACAUCUACAACAUUGUUUUCCAUGAACUGAUCAGGCAGGUCAGCGUGGGCUGUGUUGAGAGGGGACAGCUGCUUGCCAAACUCAGACAGCGCUACCAGUCCCUGCUGGAGCGAAUUCCCCGCCGUCUGAAGGCCCUGCACACUGAGGCAGUGGCUCAGCGGGCUCUGGACCGCCGGCUCACAGAGGAGAUCCACCGCAUCAAGACAUCCAUCCAGCAACUCAGCACGGAGCUGUCCAAGAUCAGGGACCAUGAUGUCUCUGUUUCCCAGCAGGCAGAGUGUGCUCACCGGCAUCUGGCUGAGGCACUCAAUCAGACGCACACCAACUCAGAUGUGGUCCAGGGUUACCACGAGCUGUAUGAGCUGCAGAGAGGUCGCCUUGAGGCUCAGCUGCUUCAGAUUAUGGACGAGAGAGACUGCUGGAGCCAGCUCACCUUCUCCCUCGCCCUCAAGGUGAUCAGUGUGAAGAAGCUGCAGCUGGUCAGCCGGCUGCACGUUUACAAGCAGAGCUGGUUCGAGACCGCGGAGAACUGCAUCCUUUACCUCACUUCAAAGGACACAGAAGACCUGAAUAUCAUUGUGGAGCUUACUGACUAUUGGAAAGAGCAGCUGACUGCUUUCAUGUCCCAGAUGAAGAAGACUGAGCAUGCUCAGUUUGAAGAGAUGAGUGCCAUCCAGCAGGGCAUCAGCAAGUGGCUCGCCUUCUGCACUACACAGAACAAGUGUCCUGUUCCAAAAUAUGAGAAAAUUUCAUUGGAAAAGAUUCAUGCUGAUUUGAAACAGUGGGCAAAUAUGUUGGCCCUCCAUUGUGAGCGCUACCAAGGUGAGAAGCUGUUUUGCUGCCAGCAGACACUGGGUGAGCUUGGCCGCAUCCAGGAAAGAUGGCUGAAUUUGAGCCUUCAGCUGUUCAGGAGACACACUUCUCCUGAUGAUGAAUCCUCUGGAAGCCAACAGGUCCCAGCAGAGCUGGGCCGGGUUUUAUCUGAGAUCCUCAAACAGCUGGACACACAAGUCAGUGGAGAGAAUGGGGUCCACAGACAGGUCAUGUCACUGCUUGGGUUGAUGGAGUCCUGGGUUUCCAAACUUGGCGCAGUAAUUUACCAGCCAGAAAAGAUGUCUGUCUCUGAUUGGCUGAAGGUAGAGAAGGCACUGCAAAAUUGCCAGAAUUUGGCCCAAGAAGCUUUGCAGAAUGUCUCUGGCAUGCUGACAGAGAACGAAGAGGACAAAAACAAGCCCAACAUAUAUGGAGAGGCAGAGAAGGCAUUAGACAGAGUGCAGGAGUUCAUAACCAGCCUGUCCAACUUCACUGAGGGUGAGAACCAGAGACUCAGUGAGGAGGUCAAUUCUGUUCACAUGGCUCAGACCCGCUGGAUGUUGGAUCUGUUGCUCCUCAUGGUACCUGACCAUAGUGAGGACCGGGACCAAGAACAGGAUCACCAAUACGUUACAAACAUCUCACUGCAGACACUGGAUGAGGAUGCAAAGAUCCUGGCUGAGAAACUGGACUUUUUUUCCAGAUACAUCACUAGCUUUUGCAAGCUGAUUCUGGAGGAGCAGAUUUUGCAGAGCCCACUUCAAGCUGAGGGUGAAAAUGAGAUGAAUGAGUGCAGAAAGCUGCAGAGGGAAUGCAUUGAUUGGGUGGAGACCUGUAUAAUCCUGCUCUCCGGGGUGAAAGGUGGUCCUGUGGAGCUGUCUGUUCGACAGCCUUCCAGCACUUCCAGGAGUAAUGUCCCAGUUUCUCCAGCAGGCAGCAUGGAGACUCUGGUGAACAAAGAGGUUUUAGCAGAGCCUACAACAGACAGUGAGGUCACAGAGGUCAAAGAUGAGACCGAGGCAGAACCAAGAAAUAGCACUGAUGAAGGACAUCAAACACAACAAGAUGUUUGUGAGGGGGAGCUAAUGGUUUGUGAGACACCAGUGGUGAAGCUGAUUGGCUAUGACGGACACAUCACACAAAGAAAGCUGGGGGAGAGCAGUGUCCAUCUGAGUGGAACUGAUGAACUGGUUGAGUCUCCGGUGACAGAUGAAGCUCAGAAAGCUUUCAGUGAUCUGACCACAGUAGGAUUAUUGCAGCAAGAACUGCAUGAUUCUGAGCUGCGGAUCCAGAGUGCGGAGCAACGUGCCCUGAAAGCCGAAGAGGCCCUGCAGGCAGCAUUGGAGAAGAUUCAGGACCUGGAGAGACAACUGCAGGGUCGGCCCAGUCUGGAGCCCAAAAGUAGUGAAGAGAAAAAGAAAACACCACCACCUUCCUCACCACCAGUAAAACCCCCAGCUCCCCCAAAGAAAACAACUCCUGAGGUCAAACCAACAAGCAGCACCAAAAGAACCAAGAAACGCUUGUGACAUCUAAUUAACAGAUGUUACAACUCUGCAUGUUUGGGACUGCACAAUUAGUGUCGGGUGAACUGUUUUUCAAAUCACUUGUAGAAUUUUAAGUUUUGUGUUUUCUCUAUUGGAACAAGACCAGAGAGGAACACAAUACCAGCCAAUGUAUUAUCUCACAGGCUUUCAAAUUAGUAAAAUAAAUUAGUCUGAAAAAGUAAAAGUAUGGGGACAAAAAUGCUCAUUAACCAGUGCUUCUGUCCAAGUAUUGAAUAUUUCCAGUAUCAGGAGGCUGUCCUUACUCAUUUAGCAUGGCUGUUGUAUGAAAAUGAAUAUCACUUAGUGGUGUCAUCAUUUAUAUUAUGGCUUGCUGUGGCUUUGUUUGACUUGAUGUAAAAGCAAAUUUAUUUUUGCUUCCUUCCAAAAAUUUCUGGACUGAACUGUGAAGAUUUUAUUGUAUUUGAACACACCGAAUGAGAAAUCAAAUG
Molecule: messenger RNA, 3673 nt
Organism: Lates calcarifer (barramundi perch)
Lineage: Eukaryota; Metazoa; Chordata; Actinopteri; Centropomidae
Gene: axdnd1
Product: axonemal dynein light chain domain containing 1
Exons: 26
Coding region: 150-3206 (1018 amino acids)
Source: RefSeq, a predicted model, not a curated record